AUAAAAUAAUUUACCUAAUUUUGUAAUUUCUGUAUCUGGAAGUUCUUUUCAGUACCUUAAGAGGCCACACCAAUUUGAUAACUUGUCUCUUUGAUACACUCACCAUUAUACUAAAAAGACUAUUUUAAAAAUUAAUUAUUUACUACAGUUAACUGUAGUAACUGUAGAUGAAAUCUGUUUUGAAGCAUGUUUGUUGAGUGUACUUUAAAUUUUGCUUUGGGCUGUAGUUUUCUUUUGACUUUAAGUCAUAUUUUGAUUAUCUGAUGAUAUUUCUUUCUUUCAAAGACAAGAAACUUAGUGACAGAAUUGGUGUGGCCUGUGUUGCUGCAGGUAGAGUCCAGGCGUGGACGUUCCUGCGAAUGCUGGAGUUCGCUAGGAUAGCCGCGAUCCGUCCGCUGAUUAAGGAGCACACGGGACCCCAGAACGACGGAGCCACCGCUUUCGUCCGCUACCAAAAAGUGGAGUUCACACCGGGCUUCUACGCCGUCGUAAAACCCGACUCUUCGCUGAUGAUGUCCACUUAUCUUGGCUAUGUCGGCCGAUCCUCGCUAUUCUAUAAAUACGAUAUCCGUAGCAGCACCAGCAACGACAUCAUUGGUCGAAGUUCCACUCAGAUGGUUCGAGUCAACGGACAGACACGUCGGCCAAUAGCAUGGCCCGAUGCAUUGAUUGAGAACUUAAGUAAGGAAGGCCAUGAUAGACCGACUAUCCCUGGGGCAUUUAAAGAAAGACCAGCUCCAAUGUUCGUGUGUAAAGUUGCCGUGAAUAACAGUGAUAUUGAUGUGCAACAACACACCAACCAGUCUGCCUAUCUAAGGUACUGUUUGGAUGUGGCUGCCGAAGCUGCGCGUAAAAACGUUUUCUCCGUCGUCAAGGACACCGCUCUCUGUCCAAUCAGAAAAGUCGGCAUCCUGUACCAGAAGGAGGCUCUGAUAGGGGAUGAGCUGACAGUGGAAGUGUGGGAAGAUCAGGGUUGUGCAGAAACCCUUUGUUUUCAGGUUAAGAGGGGAGAAGAAGAGAUUACGCAGGUUACAGUGCAGUUUUAUGUGGAGAAGGCCAAACUGUGAGAUAUUAGCUUGAAUUUGAGAAUAUAGUCCAUUGAAUUGUAAGGAUUAUCCUAAAUUUUACCCUUCUAUUGUUUUGGAAAAAAUUGCAUGAAACAUUGAAAGGGAAGAGAAUGGUUAAAUCUUUCAGGCACCUCACAACUUUUCUAAAUGCUAAAAGCAGCAAUAGAACACCCCAAUUUAUUGUAUAUAAAGCUCUGGUUCUGCAUGUUGUUAAUGUUUAUUCGUCCACAAGUUUGAAGAAGAGGGAAGAGACAGGAGAUUUAGAAGAAAUGUCAUAUAAUCUCGCUACACUUUUAGUUUAGUUUUCUCUUAACUCAGUAUAUAUUUAGCCCAUGUUGGGCAUGGGUAUGCAAUAAAGA
Molecule: messenger RNA, 1426 nt
Organism: Branchiostoma floridae (Florida lancelet)
Lineage: Eukaryota; Metazoa; Chordata; Leptocardii; Amphioxiformes; Branchiostomatidae
Exons: 1
Coding region: 264-1067 (267 amino acids)
Source: RefSeq, a predicted model, not a curated record